Messenger RNA from Sporothrix brasiliensis 5110, 1740 nucleotides. Its product is annotated as DNA polymerase kappa subunit. The transcript has 3 exons. Lineage: Eukaryota; Fungi; Ascomycota; Sordariomycetes; Ophiostomatales; Ophiostomataceae. Gene Ontology annotation, cellular component: nucleus. Gene Ontology annotation, molecular function: DNA-directed DNA polymerase activity; damaged DNA binding. The coding region runs from base 1 to 1740 and encodes 579 amino acids. The record is from RefSeq and is a predicted model, not a curated record. Gene Ontology annotation, biological process: error-prone translesion synthesis.
AUGGGCUCUACGCCAGCUUUGGACCUACAAGCCACACCCGAGGACUCUGGUGAGGCAAGCGCCGCAAACAGGUCAAAGGAGACGCUUUGCUUGGCUGAUGACCACGAGGAUGAUAACGACCCGGCCCGGUUGACGACCCAACCGAAUGACUCAAACCACCCAUCGGCACACGAGACCCUCAAGUACUCUCUUCUCGGCCCUUCAUUGCUCAAAGCAGGACAGGAGUCGGUUGACCAGUCUAAACUAGAAAAUGGGCGCGACCUCUCGCAGUUCAUUGUGCACGUUGACUGCGAUGCCUUCUACGCAUCGGUAGAGCUUUUGGACCGCCCAGAGCUGGCGGACGUGCCCUUUGCCGUGGGCAGAGGAGUUCUUUCGACUUGCAACUAUGUCGCGCGCAAGUUUGGAUGUCGAAGUGGUAUGGCGGGCUUUGUGGCAAAGAAGCUAUGCCCACAGCUCGUGCUGCUAAAGCCUGAUUACACAAAGUACAAUGCGAAAGCUCAGGAUAUCAGACAGAUCCUGGCUGAGUAUGACCCUCGUUUCGAGAGUGCCAGCAUUGACGAGGCGUAUCUUAACAUCACACAAUACUGCUCUUCGAACAACAUGUUGCCCGCUGCAGCGGUGGAGAAACUUAGGCAGGAGGUUGCUGAAAAGACUAAGAUCACUGUAUCUGCAGGUAUCGCGGCCAACACCCGGCUCGCCAAGAUUUGUUCGAAUAUGAACAAACCCAACGGACAGUUCAUUCUACCUAACGAUCGAGCCGCAAUCCUGGACUUUAUGAAAAUGCUACCCUGCCGCAAAGUCAACGGCGUUGGCAGGGUCUUUGAAAGAGAGCUCGCGGCGCUCGGCAUCAACACUUGCGGAGACAUAUUUGACCAGCGAAUGUUUCUCAGCCAAUUAUUCGGGAACAAGGCCUGUCACUUUCUUGUCCAGUGCUACCUGGGCCUUGGAAGAACAAGGGUGCAGCCAGCUGAGGAGUACGAGCGGAAGAGUGUAGGCACCGAAAGCACCUUUGCAAGUAUUUCGGACAUUGGCCAGCUACGCCAAAAGCUGCGGUGGACAGCAGAGGAACUUGAAAAGGACCUGAAACGCGCCGCGUGCAAAGGACGCACGCUGGUUCUCAAAAUCAAGCUACACACUUUUGAAGUAUACACCCGACAGGUUGUCUUGCCGCGGGCGCUGCAACAGGCCAACGACCUGUACGGCUAUGCACUUCCCAUGUUAAGCAAGUUAGAACAGGACAUACCCAACAUGACCGCCAGACUUAUGGGCUUACGGUGUACUCAUCUAAUCGGAAGCAAGCGUCCUGACGCCCUCGCUUUUUUUGGAAUCAAGUCACCGGGAAGCACCGAAACCUCGAGCAACCAGAACCCCGACAACAGAAUAGAGCAUGAGGAGAUAAGGGAACCUAUUGAUGACGACCGCGAGUGGGAGGUUUGGCCCGAGGCGGAGAGUGAUGGCGGUGGGAUUCUUAAGGCAAGAUCGAGGGACUGCAAGGGAGGCUCGGUUGCGCCACCGCUGCAGGGACCGCCUCUGGAGAGCGAGUUGUUAAUCAGCCAGCCGCCUGCCGAACCUGCGGUACCAGAGCCUCGCCCCCACGGCAAGACCAUUACGGCUAACCCAACGAGCAGCAGCAGUGGUUGGGGGCCACUAUCAGAGAAGAAAGAACUGUGGUCGUGCCCUUCGACCAGCCGCGGCGGCGGAGAGUUCCGACGACCACCGGCAAAAGAAGAUCAGUUUUAA